AAUUUAUACCGGGGGGUUUUAUUCUGUGGCCCCGUCUCCCUGUUUGUGGAGGGACGUGGUGUUGGGUUGUGUGCACACAAAGCGCAUUUGGUUGUAACAUGACCGUCCUGUGCCUGGCUCAGGCUUAGACCAGGUUUUGUUUUGGUGGGAAAGAGCUGCUCUCAUCGUUGCCUACAGAAAUUGUGUGGUUUGUCGUGUCACAUCUUGGUAGUUUAUUAGAUAAUUCUAUUAGGGAAUUAAAUACUUCAGGACCUUCUGCAUUUGAAAUAAGUUUGCCAAAAUUGAACGUAGCGUGUAGGACUAUUUCUCUGCCUAUUUCUCUGCUGCAGCAGCAGAAUGCAUGAUAACUUCCCUGGUGUUUCACCCCCAGUGAUCCUCAGCUCUGCCCUAAAGGAAACACCUUUCAGAAGCAAAGCGGAGUUCCUCUUUGCUUGCCAUAAAAGGCUGAGAGAAAGGAUUCAGCUAUUGGUAGUAAUAUCUACUGUGUAGAUACUUGCUUGUUAGAACUUGUAAUAGAAAUUUUUUAUCUCAAGUUCCAAAACAGCUGGUAUGCUUAUGAUCAAAGUUUCAGUGCUAUGGCAGGCUCAAUUAAAGCAGAGGUCUGAUGAUGAUUUACUGCUCAUUAUGCUGUUUGAAGAAAUUUAGGCCUCCGUCCAUUGUGUGAAGUUGUAUAAAGGAUGCUAGUUCUGCAGCAAAAUGUCAUUCAUGCUCGUCAUUAGCUUUGUCAGAUCAUUCAAGAUGGUUCUCUUGUGACUUUCUACUAACUCACCAAUCUUGCAGGCUGUUGUUUUGUUCUACAAAACCCAGGGGAAAAGCUUAGUCACCUCAUUUGUAUUUGUGGGCUUUCUGUUUUCCUGGGCUGGCUUGUCUCUUUUCUGCUCCUGUUGGUUCAUUUGAAUUUGAUAACUCAGGAUGCUAAAGUGAAAGAAGAUUGAAGUGAGUGCAGUGUCUACAGAGUAUUUGCAUUUUAAAAUACAGAUGGGCAGCUUGGUGAUGUCUGCUGGGCACUGUGGGUAUGUAGAGCAUAUUGUCACAGAAAACAGAUGUGGAAGGUACACUGAGAAGUCCCCUCGUCUGUUACCUGCCUUGUGAGGCUGCCUGGUGCCCUGAUUAGCUUCAGUCAGGGAGGGUCAGGUACCACCCUAGCUACAGUUUCCGGUACUCUACAGAAAUGUAAAGGAGUCAUUUUGCUUCAAAAUGUCACAUUCCCAAGCAUUAUAGUUUUGUUAUGUCAGGUUUUGCUCAGUGCUUGCUUGGUGACAAAGGUUUUUUGAGAGUAAGAGCAGAAAGUAACUGGUUGGGUAGCACUUCUGCUUGCACCUAGCAGCUGUGAGGUUUUAUACACGGGCUUUUAAGGUGGAACAAAAUCCCUUUGAAGACUAAUCCAUGAUGUGUUACCGCGUGUCACCUUGCCUUGCUAGCAGUGGGUGUGGGUGAAAGCUUAAGCCAUGGUCUUUGAGACUGGGGAGGAGCUGAGGCAAGUUGCUUAUUAUUUACAAUAGAAAUGCAUGCAGUGACUUCACUUCAACAAAGGAACAGUGUUUUGCCCUACUUGGGGGUCCUCAGCGCCCGGUUUAACUCAGGUGGAAGCAAUGCCAGCCCUACCAGUUUGCUCAGUUUCUGUCGAGGCAUGUAGCUCAGAGGUAUACUGUGUGAUGUUAGGGUAGCGCCGUGCACAUCACAGCAUACGUAGAACAUGUAGGUGCUGUUUGAUCUUCGACUACCAGGCUGAGAUGAUACUGCUGCAUGUAUAUGAAAAAAUAAAGGCUUUCAUAAUUGGCAAAGUUUUAUAAUAUGUAAAACUGAUGCACAUGCAGGUUUACCUUGCAUAAUCCCUUAAAAUACCUGUAUUUGUUUACUUUUAAUUACUUUCUCCUUCAAUUUUUUCUCUACCACAGCUCUGAAAAUAGAGCCAACAAGACAGCAUUAUUGUGAAGGAGAGUUAGCAUUUAGGAUACCCUGGUGUUCCUGCACAAAUAAGUCUAACUGCUUGAAAAUAUAUCUUGAAACCAGAAAUGGAGAAGCAUAUUCAUGUCCAUCUUGAAAAUUCAUUCCCACAAGUGAGCUGCCAUUCACUUGUAAAGAGGAGGAGAAAUUAAUCAGAAUGCUAAAGCAUAGGUGAUCUAAUUGGCAAGUAUGACUGAAAUAUUUGCCGUGGAAGAAAGUGAAUCUGAUUUUGUGAAACAUGUAAGCAGAUCACAGUUUGGCAGUGGUUUUGUUCCCCUGGCGAAUCACCAUUAUAAAUCCAAGCAGAACCUGGCUAUGCUGUGUGAAGCUGGAAGCAAAGUUAGGAGCGAGCAACAAAAUCCACAGCUUCUAACAUGUGGUGAAAGAAAAUUAAUUGAGUACAGUGCAAUCUAAUGGACUUAGUGUUUGUGUCCAUUCCUUCAAUUAUUUGGAUGCAGUGAUUGGUGCCUCACAACCAAAAAUUGGGGUUAUUAAGCAGCUGUCAAAAAAUUAUGAUUGUUCAUGGAUUUGAGACUCUCUUGAGAAAGGAGAGCUACUGUGCUUGAUGAUGCAUUUCUUUGCUUUGCUGAUGGACUAACCUGUUCCUUUUUCACUAGCUGGGAUAGUCUUUUGUCAUUUAAAAUGCACUGGAAACAAAAAGCUAUACCAUUUUCCCUUCUUCUAACUUAUUUUAAAUACUUACACUGAAUGGUUCCAGGUAUGCUCUCCUGUAAACAGAAGCGUGCCAAGUCAUGGCUCUGCGCUGGGUUGUAAGCUGAUCGUUUCACAUCUAGUGAAGUUCAGGGUCCUGAGGAUUGGCAUGAUGCCAUUUCACCAUGGCAGAACCCAGUAAUGUUUAUGUUACAACACCUAACCGAGCUUUUCAAGUCUCCUCUGUUUUCUUAACUUUGUUCAGUUGCAAGCUUGAUGCAGCUUAAAGCACAGCAGUCUCAGGAAAUUGCAGGCUGCUGAACAGUUACUGUGCGGGUCGUAGCAAUAUCCUCUUCCCUCUCAUGUCCCACAGGGUGCUUCAUCACUAGUUUGAUGUGAAAGUAGGUGAGCUACUCGUGAAAAACAAAAUCCUUGAAUUCCACACUAACAUAAUCAGUGGUAACGCAUUGUCCCUUUGGAUCUUGAUGGGGUAGAUACUGUUCUAGUGCCACCAGCUCUUCAGUAAGAUCUUGCUGAGAAGUUGUCUUCAUCUGUGCUACCUUUUGGCAGACUUAACUGAGCUGUGUGUAGGGGAACAAAGACGUUUGGGAGGCAGUGAUGGAAGGGAACAGGAUCGUCGUCUUUGUAGGUCCUAAUAUAGCUAAUUGAAUGAAGUGUUUCUGAGCCGAGUUAAAGUUAGUAUAGAGAUUUGUCUAGUGUAAAAUCUGCCUGUAAGAUAGGAAGGGAAGUUGUGGCUGUAGUUACCUGAUCACAAUCUCUGUUGAAAUAAGCAGCAUGUGAGUACUAAUUGUAGUGCUGGUUUCUCUCAAGUGCACUGAGAUCGCUAGCUUCUUUCUCACAGGGCACUGAAUGAUCAUUAAAUGCUAAUGACUUUUGAUUACUGUUGACCUCGGUCAAUUUAGAGUUAGCGACCUAGAGAUGAAAACCACUGUAUCUCAUUACCAAUUUCCUGAGCUAUCUGAUCUUUCCUUUGUAGGUCAGUUUUGAUAAGAGGCAGAAUAGAAUUAAAGUUGACCUCUGUCUUAGAAAAGGGGUUGAAGGCGUUCAGGUUUGCAGUAUUGUGCUUAGAAGCAGCAACAACAACAAAAGGAAGCAGCUACAUGGAAAGAACUUGUCUUUCUGACCCCAUGGAUUGUCAAGAGCAAAACUUAUCACUUCUAGUAGAAAAACAGCCUAUCACCUGUAACCUUGAAUUUCUCAUUUUGUAGCUGCAGGUUUUCUCAUCUCAAGCAUCCAUUUAUAACUUGUUCUUACUUUGAGCCAUGAAGCAGCAAAUGAGUGUUUAUAGGAUAAAUUGCCAACUCGGCUCUAGGAUGUUUUCUACCUGCAAUUGCCAAACUAUGUGCAGGAUGGUAAAGUCAUCUAUUUCAUGUUGUGAUGAAGCAUUUCACUUAAUUUCUUUCCAUAUGCACAGAAGAAAAUGUGUGAUAAUUCACUGUUAUUGUUCACUGUAGACUCUUUAAAUGAAAGGUGUUUUUUAUACAGUUGUGGUUUCUACAGACUGCCAUUCAUACAGCAAAUAUGGCAUUGAAUUCAUAAUGAAAAUGUGUGAUAAAUGUAAAUAUUUUUCCUCACUUUAAUAUGCAAGCUCUAUUUAUUUUUGUCAAGCUGAAAACAAAGCUUUUAAUUUUAAAAGCAAAACUCCGCAGUGUGAAAAAAAUGUUGUAGAGUUAUGUUAGUAUGUUUGGGAAAGAAACAUUCAGUUAUUGAACCUCUUACUGUGGUUAAAUGGCAGAGGGAAAGCAGCUAAGGAAGAAUGUAACAGGAGAGUAAUGCUGCACUCGGUUUGGGCUAAGCCUCCAUUGGUGAGCAUGUAGGGAAGGAGGAUGUUCAUGAUGAAAUAAAUAUAGGGAUAAAUGUUAUUCUCAAGUACUGUGUUUUGGUUUGAUUGCUUUGUCUCAAAAAAGGGUAUUGCUGUAAAAAUCAAAAGGGGGCAAUGAAAAUGUCUGCAGAUACAAAAGAAGGCAUAUUUAAAAGAUGAAGGUUGUCUUGAUAGGGAGGCCAGUAAGAAGUUUUGUGCAGAGAUGCAAAUAAUACAAGAAUGUGAAAAUAAAAGGCAAUUUUAUUCUCUGUUCUUCUGCUUUAGAAAAACUUGUAUUUAACUGCUGACUGGGCUGCUCAGAACUCCCUGUUUGUUUCCUUGAAAGCAGUAAGAGCACUCAUGGGGGGAAAAAAAAUAAGAAUAUCUUUAUGGAGAAAAAUAUUCUGAAGCUUUAACCUUCAUACUUUAGAGCUUAAGAUUAUCACUAAGCAGAGUUGGGAUGAAUAUUUGUAAACAAGCAUUGUGCUAGCAUACAAGCUAUAGCAAAAUAAAUUUUAACUUCUCGUGUUGGUUCAAGAUGCAGUUCUAAAUUGAUGCUGUUCUGAGAAAGAAAUACUCUAUUUUUUUAUUUUUAUUUGUACUAUGUGUUCAGACUUCGAUAGCCAUCACAGUGUUAUCCAUCUUUGUCCCUGCUUUCAGUCUUUGGUGUUUUUUUUUAAGGGAGCCCUCACUGAGUGAGACUUAGGGACCAACUUUUUGAUGCAACAAACAGGAAUGGUUACAGUCCUGGUUUGUCCCAGUGCUGCCUACCAGAAUCCUGUGUGAGAACAGGUGGUGGGAGAUUUGGUCAAUUCUGACGUGCUUUGUUACUGGAGAAAAUCAACACGGAGCUGUCAGUCCCCUUUCCAACUGAGUGUUUUUACAGACAGGAGGGUUGGGAUGGGUGGUUUCUUCCAAGUGACUAAAUAAUUCAUAAAUAGUUAAACAGCGUUAAGCUCCUCGGCUGUCUGGGUUGGGUUUCUUGGUUUUAUUGUUUGCUUUUUUGCUCUUUGAACUUGCGCGCAUCAUUUUUUAAUUAGUGUUUGAGUGAGCUUAAAUUCAACGAGAAGUAACGGCAGACAGGUAGAUCUGUUAAAUAUUAAGUGUAUAUUUAUUUUGGUUAAUAGAGAUGUACCAUCUGAAACUGAUUUCUUUGGGGAAUCCAGAAUUUAAACAAAGAAUUUUAAUAAUGCAUAGGCAUAAUAAUAACAGCCAAGGAAAAGACUUGGCAACUUUACAAAAAAAAGAAAUAUAUGCAUGUCCUUAUUGCCUACUUGGAAUUAGUUCCUCAGUUCAGAAUCUGGUUGUAGCAGCCCACUGGGAAUUGUGAUGAAGUCUUGAUUUUUAGGGAAAUUGUCCACUUUGUGUUUCUACAUGAAGAGCAGAGCUCUAAAUGUGAGAUAGAGGAAAAGCACAACCUAUUAGAAGACAAAAAAUGGAAAAUUUGGGGUAUACUUGCUACUGCAGAAGGAAGGACUGAUGCAGCAUGAGGAAGAGUUCCCAUCAACCUUGGAAAUUCAGUGAUUUCUCAAUUGUGCCUUUAGAAAGGCAUAAAUAUACAUGCUGUUGCACCAAGCACUGUGCGGUAUAAUUCCUGUGACAACCUUCCCAAUGAUUUCACAGCAUAUUAUUGUCUUAAAGGGUAAUUAGAACUGACAGUGUAGAUAUAUUAUCUGCAUUUGGGUUUAAACUGUAAAAUUAAUAAUUUUUUGUUUUGGUUUUGACUGUUUGUGUUUUAAACACUUCUUAGCUGAGAGGUGAUUUCCAAGGCUUAUAACUUGCCCUGUAUCGUUUGAAAGGAGGAUGAAAGUGGAUGCAUAGCAGCUCAGCCUCAUAAUGUAGCCCUUUGCCAAGUGCUUCACAUCUGGCAUUUAGAAUUUUCAAUAGACCUGUGUUAAGAUUUAAGCAUGGAAUUUCCUACACCCUUUAAGUUAAUACUUUUGGUGUGGUUACUUUGCUUACAAGUUAAUAUUGAUGUCUCUGAAUAAUUGGUUUUUUUUAGAUGUUUGUAAAGUUCCAUUCUGUUAAUAUAUAAUUAAUAAAGAAAAAUGAAAAUUACUGGAGAAAAUGAGGGAUACAGCACAAGUUUUCAGAGGUGGACAGAGCUUUGGGAGAAAGAAGGUCCUUACUUCUCUCACCAGAGAUAGACUUUGAACUUGAAGUUUUGACUCAUCUUUCAACAGGGCACACAUCUGAGCAUGCUUUUACUGACUGCAGUGAGCUGUAAGUCAUUAACAGUAUGUGUAUAUGGAAAAAGGAAAACAAUUUCAUAGGAAAAUAGAUGGCAGUUGCUGCCAAAACUGAAAGAAUAGUGAGUGCAAGAAGCACUGAUUCUUUCUGUGCUUUUCUUUUUCCACUUCACUUGAGACUAAUAACUGAUAUGUGAUGGUUUGUUUUGGAGCUAAUAAAGUUCAGUGGAAGGUGAUAUGAAGCCUGUGGAAAGGGUCUUAACUUUUUCAUAGGAACUUCUGGGGUCUGUUGUGGAAUCAUUAAUACUUUCCCAGUUGCAGCAGACCAGAUUCUGAUGGGUGGCUUAGGUGUGAAGCCACACCUAAGCAGGAUAGGUGCAGCAGACGUGAAGUUUUAUCUUUGGUUACCAGGGGUCUGGCUGGCUUUUGGAUUUGGCAGAACAAAGUUCAGCCGUAGCUUUCCCUCUCCUCCUUCCACAGAAAGCACAGCAUGUUUCACAUUGUGUUUUGUGGAAGUCAAAGGCAUGGUUGAUAGCUGCCAGUUUACAUUUGCCAAUAGUCUUUCCUACACACUUAAACAGUGGCUCUGUCAUUGCAUUUCUCUUCUGUAGCAUCUUGGUAACCUUAUCUGCUAUGGGUAUAAUCUUUGGGCUUCCAUUGGCUAACUUGUUUGUUGGGACCUUGCUUCUUUUAUUCUGUGGGAUUAGGUAAAAUGGAUUUAUGGAAUGAAAAUGAAAUAUCCCAUAUGAAUCUCCUAACCUCCUCUAUCUUUCUCUUGCCAGUUGCUAUGAUGAAAACCAGAUUUUCUGACAUGUGGCUCUUCUGUAUCUGUACGCUUGCUCCCCUGUGGAAUGGCAAACAGGUUGUUAUUGUAACUGGAAGGGAUGGAAGUUUACCUAAGGAAGGGGGGGAAAAAAAACUUGCACAAAUCCAAGAAUACUUUGUAUUUCCAUUGUAAAUUCUCUGCUGUGAGCAAUUAUAAACAUCCCAUCCGCGGGAUGAGUUUCUUUUCCUUUACCCUUUCUUUUACCAUCACAAUUCAACGUGACAAACGUAGUUAGUUUCUGUCCCAAACGAACCUGUCACAGAUCAAAAAGAAAAACAAGUGAGAAAGAGAGAAAAAAGGGAAGAAAAGCUUGCUAGGAAAUAUUUCUUUGGCAGUUGCAUGAUCUGCCUCUCCGUCUAUUUAGGAACAGGUUUUCAGCCACACCAGGUUUGACCCUUUGACCCACCAUUUUCUUUUAAAUUGACAGACAGAGGAGAUGGAUAUGUGUCUGGAAAUAAUAUCUUGUGAUGACCACUGCCAGUGUUUUGGUGCUUAAUAUGAAGUUACCUCUCAAGGAGACCUAACAAUCUGUGCAGUAUCUACACUUAGGCAUUACAAUUCCAAGAUUGUGUUACAGAUUGUGUUAUAGUUGUGGCAGUUGCAGUUGUUUUUUCAGUAAAUAGCCUGAGUAGCAUCUCCAUGCUUCAGUUUCAGUCCAUGGCAGACUCUUGACAGGCAUUUCAGCAAGGUCAACUUUUUCUCCACCAGCCUUUGGUCAAUUUUUUAUUUUGGUGUUGUGUUCUUGUCCAGCAAAACUAAUUAACUAAUUGAAGAACAAAGAUGAUUUUUUCUUUUGAAUUGGAAAAUAAUUGUGAACUGAUGCUAGAAUUAUCAACCCAUCCAGUGCUUUAAGGUGGGAAUGUUGACACCUAAUACUUUUGUUAUGCUUGUCUUUUUUUUUUAAUGCGCUAGACCUUCUACUAAGGAAACCUGAUCUAAAUUUAAUUCAAAGUAAACUAAUGACUGAAAAUUAGUUGUUUGUUUUUUUUUUUAAUUUAAAUGAUUUCAUUGGUAUAUCUUAUAUCCUGUUUAUUUCAGAAAGUAUUUAUUAACAGAAUCAGGAUGUGUUUGCCUCUUGAGAAAUGCUUUCUGCCUGCGAUUCAUAAAUUGGUCAGAUUUGCAUGGAAUGCUUGGAAACCUUAAUUAAGUAUAUCCCCUCCAAUUUGCUUUAAUCUGAUUGCACAUGUAGAAGUUCCCUUCUCAUGUGGUGCAGCCAUGUCAUGUGUAAGCUGGCCUAACGAACGCUACUUAGUCAUUUGGGACCCCUGUUAAAAGCUAUUACACUCCCUAGAAACAUAAGGAGUUAAAACUAAAGCUGUGACCUCAUCUCUAUUCAUGUUACAUUGGAGUAGAAACUGCGUGGAAGGGGAUCGUUUAACUGUGUCGCUGUCUUUGCUGCUGCUAGCUGAUUUGCUUUCAUUUGGUUCCCAUAUUUAUAGCGUGCUCUUUCUGAACAACUGCCACAGAAGGGAUUUGUGAGCGUCCUAGACACGUACGAAGCCAUGCUAAUACGAACUGCGUGUGGAAAUAGCUCCCACUGAAACAUUUAGGCUCUAGGAUGUUUCUACCUGAUUUCUACAUUUUAUCCCUGCCCCUGUGAAAUCCAGACAGCAUCAAGAAGAGCUGAAACGCACAGGCUUCUAGCCAGCUGGGCACUUAUGUAACUGUGCAUGCAGUUUCCCUUAUUACUUAGCACUGCGUACUAAAUGAGGAGCGCAACUGCUGUCGCUUUAAUGUUGGAGCCGCGUACGUUACAAUAGGUGUCACUGUGCGGCUGAAUCCAAUCGUUAUCAGUGACUUCAGCUAUUGGCUCUGCGUGCUGGCUGACUCCAUCUGCAGGGCUGGAAUAUCUGGUCGCUUCGGAUCCGCUCAUCGCACAAGUUGAGCUCGCUGAGCGGGCGAGCGGUGCUACGGCACGUCGUGCUUGCCUCUGGUGGGAAGCUGCUGCGACAGCCGCGCGUGUGCCUCUGUGCUGGGUGUGCUGCUUUCGGGUGGCUCGCGGUCAGGAAAGCUGGGAAGAAAUAAAACUGGCAGGAAUGAUGGGGAUGUAUUUAACAAUUCAAGUACUGGAUCAAACUUAAAGCCUGGUUUCUUACUCGGAACGCUGGAAAGGUCACCUUGUCUUGCUGGAAAAGAAACUCUCUGCUCUUCUGCUCCGUGUUUAACAGCUCACACGUGCAUUUUUUAAUGUUCUUAGCUAGUCAGGUUAUCUAGCUAUACAGACAAGUAUACUCAUGGUAGAUGAGAAAGGGAAGAACAUGAAAUGUCUCACCUUUUUCUUGAUGCUUCCAGAGACGGUUAAGAACAGGUCCAAGAAGAGCUCUAAAAAGGGAAAUAGCAACAGCAGCAGCAGCAAAUUGCCUCCAGUUUGCUAUGAAAUCAUUACCCUGAAGACCAAAAAGAAGAAGAAGAUGGCUGCUGAUAUUUUUCCCCGAAAGAAACCAGCCAACACUAAUACAACUGCUGUCCAGCAGUACCACCAGCAAAAUCUCAAUAACAACAACACUAUUCCAGCACCAAACUGGCAAGGACUUUAUCCGACCAUCAGAGAGAGAAAUGCAGUGAUGUUCAACAAUGACUUGAUGGCAGAUGUUCAUUUUGUGGUCGGGCCACCAGGUGGGACCCAGCGGCUGCCGGGACAUAAAUAUGUCCUGGCCGUUGGGAGCUCAGUAUUCCAUGCAAUGUUCUAUGGAGAACUUGCUGAGGACAAAGAUGAAAUCCGUAUACCAGAUGUGGAGCCUGCUGCUUUUCUCGCAAUGCUGAAAUACAUAUAUUGUGAUGAAAUUGAUUUGGCUGCAGAUACUGUCCUGGCCACUCUUUAUGCUGCCAAGAAGUACAUCGUCCCUCAUCUUGCCCGUGCCUGCGUCAACUUCCUAGAAACAAGUCUAAGUGCAAAGAACGCCUGCGUGCUGCUUUCCCAAAGCUGCUUAUUCGAGGAACCUGACCUGACCCAGCGCUGUUGGGAAGUGAUUGAUGCCCAAGCCGAGCUGGCUUUGAAGUCCGAGGGCUUCUGUGACAUUGAUUUUCAGACGCUUGAAAGCAUCCUCCGACGGGAGACUCUGAAUGCCAAAGAAAUUGUUGUUUUCGAAGCAGCCCUGAAUUGGGCCGAAGUGGAGUGUCAACGACAGGAGCUAACUGCCACCAUAGAGAAUAAGCGCAAAGUCCUGGGAAAGGCGCUGUACUUGAUACGCAUCCCUACCAUGGCACUCGACGAUUUUGCAAAUGGCGCUGCUCAGUCUGGGAUUCUGACUCUCAAUGAAACCAAUGAUAUCUUCCUUUGGUAUACAGCUGCCAAAAAGCCAGAGUUACAGUUUGUAAGCAAGCCCCGGAAAGGCCUUGUUCCACAGCGGUGCCAUCGUUUCCAAUCCUGUGCUUACCGCAGCAACCAGUGGCGCUACAGGGGCCGGUGUGACAGCAUCCAGUUUGCUGUUGAUAAGAGAGUGUUUAUAGCUGGCUUUGGGCUAUACGGCUCCAGCUGCGGAUCUGCAGAAUACAGUGCCAAGAUUGAACUCAAACGACAAGGAGUUAUCCUAGGCCAGAACUUGAGCAAAUAUUUCUCAGAUGGUUCUAGUAACACUUUCCCUGUGUGGUUUGAAUAUCCAGUACAGAUUGAGCCUGACACCUUUUACACAGCUAGUGUGAUUUUGGAUGGUAAUGAACUCAGCUAUUUUGGACAGGAAGGAAUGACAGAAGUUCAGUGUGGGAAAGUGACUGUUCAGUUUCAGUGCUCUUCGGACAGUACAAAUGGCACUGGGGUACAGGGAGGGCAAAUUCCUGAACUCAUAUUUUAUGCUUGAAUGUGUGGAGUGAAAGCAUUUUUUCCUAUGAAAAACCUGUCUAGUUCAGACCUACUGACGCUUAGCUCUUUAUCUGCAGAUAUGUGAUCAGUACAAGUUAUUUGUCACAAACGCUACGGGCGAGUUACUGGCUUGCUAUACUUGUAGCAUCAUUGGUGAUGAAGUUUAAGUGUAAUAUUUAACUUUAAAUUGGAAGCUCUUAUGAAUAAGCAAGUUUUGAAUGCUUAGUAAGAGAGUUACCCAAUACCUGGCGAUGCUGACCCUUGCUUUGAUGCACCUGAAUCACCAGAGGAUGCCCUCUUAUCUGGUGGGCUCUAGAAUUCUUUCCACUAAAUGCUGUCAUCUUUGAUCAGUUUUCUCUUUCUCUGUUUCCCGCUCUUUGUUUAUAACUAUUUGGGUAGAUGAGUUGAAAACAAGGAGCCUUGUUCUAUAGCUCUCUUCUGUGUACUCUUCAAACUGAAGAGAUUCCAAUCAGCUGAGCUGAUUUUGAUCAUGGAGGCUAACAGAAGUGCUUCAGUUCUAAACAGAAAAAGUAUAGGUUUAUACCAUCAUCCUGAGAGAGAGAUUCUGCGGUAGCCAGCUGUUUGAGGAAGCUACACAGUGUGCUGACCAGAAUGCAUGGACAUGUUUACAGUGAGUAAGGGUUUGGGCUUGACAUGUGACCCUAAGAGUUCAUAUUCCAGGAAUCCCACCUUGAAGGCAGGAAAGUACUUGCACAUGUUCAUGUUACAUACACGAGCUGAAACCUCUAUUCUUUUGACCUGAUUUUGCUACAUUGAAGUUGAUUUACUAUUUAAAUUGCUUUUUGAAUCCUUGCUAAAUAGACAGGAGUUAAUAUCUAGCAUUUGAUGUUGGACAGUUUUUAUAUUUUUCUUAUUUUCUUCCUAAAUAUUUAGAAGCAUGUGGUAGAGAAACAAAACAAUGUACUGGUCCCAACUUAGACUUUUUUUUUUUUUUUUUUUUUUUUUUUUUUUUUUUAAAUACUGUGAGAAUUUUGAAAGAGACAAGAUUCCCAAAUGUGGUCAUGUUACAGUUAGUGUAUAUCAUUAGAUAAAAGUAAGGAGGAUCUCUUACAGCUGCUUAUGUGGAACCUUCACUUUAUCUGAGUCCUCUCUCAAGCUUCCUGUCAUAUGUCUGUCAUCUCUGGAAAAGUAUUAGGGUUCACAGCUCUUUUUGAGAAGGAAGUAUAAAUAACAGAUGUAGGUACUAUUUAAAUACAAGGAAAUCUUUCACCCUUGCAUUGUGACACUUGUACUACAAUAGGUCCCUCUGAGAUACAACUCAUUUAGUCUCUGAAGUGGGUUCGUGUAUGUGUGUGUGUGUGUUUUAACAAAAUUAGAGGACCAAAUAAUUAUUAAGGCAGUCUGAAGAUUAAUAUGUCGGCACAUUAAUGUAGCACAACCCUAAAUUGACUAGUCAGUUUUGUGAUGAAAAUCUUUUUCCUAUAAGAUUUCUUAUCAGUUUGACACAAUUACUCUUAUGAGUUUUUUGACAGAUGAAACCCUGGCCUCUGGCCAUUGUUAAGUGCCAACACUUCUUUGCAGUGUCCAGAGUAUCAUCUGAGAUGAGGAAAAACUGGAGUGUAGAUAACAAACACUUUAUGGCCAAAGCUCAGUUCUUUCCUCUAGGUAACAAAGGAGAGCCAAGUGAAAAACUACCCUACAAGAUCUAUGCCUUUCACCCAUCUUACUGUUUAGUGUUUUAUAUACAUACAUGCGUGAGUGUGUGUGUGUGUAUGCAACAUUCCUUCUGAAAUGUAAAUACCCUCAAAAUAUGGUGAUUUUUUUCUUUUAACAGAUGUACAUAAUCCAGACUGUUACUGAAAUUUAAACAGAGUGGUCCAUGGAAAACUCACAGAGAUUUUAAAACAGCCGCCAGUUAAAUAUAUUUAGAUGUGCAGCCUAAAAUAAACAAGAAUGUGUGGACUGGAGAAAGAGUUGCUUAAGAGACUGCAAAAAGGAAUCUAAGAUUGUUGUGAGGUAAUGUUCAUCUACCUGGAGAGAAUGUUUUGCGCAGCAAUUCCAUUUAUGUAAAUAGACUUGGAAGCAGAGCAAGAUGCUAAUCAGCCUGCUAAAUUUUCAUACAGCAAGUGGUUGACACAGAUGUAAUAAUUCGGAGUGAAUGUCAGAUUGACAAGCUGCUUGCAGUAGCAAGCUGCAUUCUGAGUUUAGGGAAAAAAAAAUGAGGUGCCUCAGCUGUUGGGACAAAUCAGUACUGCACUGCUAUAACUAAACUCUGGUUCUCACUUUUAAUUUUGUUGGGUUUUUUGCUUGUCUGCAAAUACAGGUAAGCUAUCUGCUACGUUGGCUGGAAUAGAUGGUAGGAGAUUGGAAUACUGUAUAGCUGUAUAAAAUUAGCUAUUAUUUAAUUAUUUUUAUUUGCUGGUUUUAUUAAAUCAUUUUGACGAAGCAGGAUGAAAGCUACCUCUGGCUUAAUUCCUCUGAGUCCCUUCCAGGUUCUAGGAGCUGCUGCAUGUGAAGUUGUUUUUUAAUAUGGAUCAAUAAACAUAAGCACUCCGAAACAGCUUUUGAGCUUGAUUGUGAGUCCUGCUUGAUGCUGACAGAUGCUGCUGUAUUGAGAAGGUGGCUAGUUGUAGUCCCCUUGGACAUUCAGGCACUUAAGUAGGUGUCCACAUGUAGAUUUGGUCAGUUUAGCAGUAGUAUCUAAGCUUGAACACGUGGAUGUUCUGCAAGCAUUGGCUGUAUCAACCUGGAAUGUAAGCAUAAUGUCAGUAGAGAGAACUUCUGGUAGAUUGUCUUAAACUGUACCUGGCCACCUUUGCUAUUUGUAUGUUUGAUUUUCCCGGUUAGGGGAAUCUGUGAUAGAGAGUAUAAUGUAAUAUACUUUCUGCAUAUCUAAAGUAGUAUUUAAGUAAAUGCUUUAAUUUCUACAUGCUUACUGCACUGAACUGUUUUGUUUGUUUGUUUUGGUUUGUUUUUUUUAUGUAAUUAAAUGCAGCUAACUUCAGGUAACAGCACUCGUUUGUGCUGGAGCAGUGUUUGAUUUUGGCAGGCUUACGGCAUUAUUUAUAAAGGACAGAUAUAUAAAUAUGAAGUACCUCAUGUUGAAUGUUAUUGUACUGUAUCUUCAAUGUCACAGUGCAGAUCUUGUUGGACUCAUGAAUGUGUAUAAUCGCAUUAAACCUACGAAUAAAAAUGGUUCUUAAAUGGUU
Messenger RNA from Lagopus muta (rock ptarmigan), 14404 nucleotides. RefSeq names its product BTB domain containing 3 (gene BTBD3). Gene Ontology annotation, biological process: cerebral cortex development; neurogenesis; dendrite morphogenesis. The coding region runs from base 9670 to 11232 and encodes 520 amino acids. Gene Ontology annotation, molecular function: protein binding. NCBI's taxonomy places the organism in Eukaryota, Metazoa, Chordata, Aves, Galliformes, Phasianidae. The record is from RefSeq and is a predicted model, not a curated record. Gene Ontology annotation, cellular component: cytosol. The transcript has 4 exons.